This is a messenger RNA of Medioppia subpectinata, 348 nucleotides long. The record is from the annotation of a GenBank genome assembly. Lineage: Eukaryota; Metazoa; Arthropoda; Arachnida; Sarcoptiformes; Oppiidae.
AUGGCGGAUCAAUUUUUCGACAACGAGGCGGAAGUGUCGGAAGGAAGCGAAGACGAAGAGGUGAGGAAUGAUAUCAAAACGAAAAAGAGGGCCAAAUUUGAAGACUCGGAGGAAGAGGAAGAAGACGAUGAGGACCGGCUUCGCAAUGAGAUGAAGGAUCUGAUCAAUGAUGAAGAGGAAGAGCCCGAAGAGUCUGACGAAGAGGUGACGGGACGGAAGCGGGCGCGAGAGGAUCUCGAGGAAGACCUGGAGGACGACGACUACGAUCUGAUCGAAGAGAAUUUGGGCCGACGUAUAGAGAGGAAGAAGAAGUUCCGUCGCGUCCAACGUCUUGAGGACGACGACGAG